AUGGCGUCCUGGCGGGAGGAGUAUAUACAGGCUCUCCAGGAACGAGACGAGCGUGAAAAGGCUAGCUAUCAACGAAUCGACGACGAACUUAUCAACGCCUUUGCAGAUUUACUCGCCCGUACAUCAGCCCUCGAAGCAGAGAAAGCUGCCAAUGAUCCCGCUCAAGACUCCAAGUCUCCGGGCUCUGCCAUCCCCACCGCUGCAGCAGAGGGCUCCGCCCAGGAAAAGAGUCACUUGGCUGGAGCUCUACGACAAAAUGGACAGUUGCAGUCCCGCAUCAAGCUGGCUGAAGCGGAAUUGGUCAAGCUGAGGACCAAGACUAGGACUGAUGCAAAGCUCAUUGAGAGCCUUUCUAGGGAGCGGGCAAGUCUAAGUCAGAAGGUUAAGGAUAGAGACGAGGAGUUGCGGGGUAAAGCGAAAUUACUGGAUAAGGAUGUCCACGACGAGGUUAUAUCGUUGAAUCUGCAGCUCAAUAUGUCUGAGAAGAACGUCAAGAAACUCAAGACAGAGAAUAAGGAACUUAUCGACCGAUGGAUGAUUCAUAAGGGUCGAGAAGCAGAGGCGAUGAAUAACACGCUGCAUGAUCAAUCAGAGGGACGAUAA
Messenger RNA from Venustampulla echinocandica, 603 nucleotides. RefSeq lists its product as uncharacterized. The coding region runs from base 1 to 603 and encodes 200 amino acids. NCBI's taxonomy places the organism in Eukaryota, Fungi, Ascomycota, Leotiomycetes, Helotiales, Pleuroascaceae. The record is from RefSeq and is a predicted model, not a curated record. The transcript is spliced from 3 exons.